CAUGCCCAUUACUGUUUUUAAGGGGGUACUGGAUCUGGAGGUUAAGAUUGUUAUUGUUAGGACGUGGUGUAUCUCGUGUUUGCGCAAGAAGACGGAGGUAAAACCUUGUGAAAAUGGAGAUCACGGCUUUGUCACGGGGAUGGUGACCGCUAGAGGACAAGAUAUGACUGUGUGGCUUUUACAAGGCGAUCGUCUGAACAUGACGAAUGAGAGAUGAAAGCCAUGAAGCCCUCGAGGAAUGUAAUGCUCCUACUCUGUCCCAUGCUGGUGCUCGGCUUCCUCUACUAUUCAUCUGGGAAACUGCACCUGCGCAGCCUGGGCCAAAGACCACAGGUGGACAAGGACAUCUCGUUCUGGGACAUGGGACGGUUAGUAGUGUAUGACAAGCAGGGAUUCCUCAUUAAGCCUGAUGGAAAGCUGCCGCUGGAGUUACAGUACAAGUAUGGAAAUUUGAGUAAAGGAGAAUGUAAGCCUGGUUUUUCGGAGUUCAAGAUGAUCUCACUCUAUCCAAAGUUUGUGAAACCAGCCCCCAUGUUCCUUGACCUGAAUUUUAAACGCAUGUCGAAGAUCAGCAACUACCCCCCACCUUUCGGGAUAAAAACACAAGAAAAUAUGAUCACGGUUAUUUUAGAUGAAACAAAAAACUACGGGCUUGGAGAUGAACUUGACAGAUUGAGCUGUAAGAGGUGCAUCAUCGUUGGCAAUGGGGGGAUCCUUUUUAACAAGUCUCUAGGCUCUAAAAUUGAUGAAUACGAUGUGGUCGUAAGACUGAACGAGGCUCCAGUAAAAGGCUACGAGAAGGACGUGGGAACUAAGACCACCAUGCGCAUCACAUAUCCAGAAGGAGCCAUUCAGAAACCCGAUCUUUACGAGAAGAGCUCUCUCUUCGUUUUUUCUGCCUUCAAACCACCGGACCUCAAAUGGCUCAAGCACAUAGUGUUCAAGGAGAAAGUGCCAGUAAAACGGCGUGGGACAGAUGGAUUCUGGAAGUCAGUGGCGCGUGUCGUGCCCAGAAAUGCAGCAGAAGUGAGGAUACUGAACCCGUAUUUUAUUCAGGAGGCAGCGUUUCAGUUCAUCGGUCUGCCACGCAACAAUGGCCACAUGGGUCGAGGGAAUAUUCCGACAUUGGGGACAGUAGCGAUCACGAUGGCACUGCAUAACUGUGAUGAGGUGGCAGUGGCUGGAUUCGGCUACGACCUGAACAACCCUCAUUCACCGCUGCAUUACUACGAGAAGCUCAAGAUGUCUGCUAUCAAAGAUUCAUGGACACACAACAUAUCAAAAGAAAAGGAGUUUUUGCAGAAGUUGGUGGCUGCUGGUGUGAUUCAGGAUUUGACCAAUGGGAUUUAAAAGUCUCUUGCACACCUGCACAAAAAUGGAAAUGCCUUUACUGACUUACUUCUACCUAGCACCUGAGUGUGCGGAACUCACGUAUUCGCUCAGCGGAUAUUUCAGCACGGAUACUGACAGUCCAGCCACUGCAACUCUUGAGGCUACAGUCAACACACUAGUAUGUAAGACACAAAAAGACUUACUUUUACUAUAUCAAUCUUUCAGAAUCUCCCGGUUUUAUACAUACAUAUAUAUAUAUAUAUAUAUAUAUAUAUAUAUAUAUAUAUAUAUAUAUAUAUAUAAUAUGCAUAUAAUUAUCAUAAUUUUCUUCUUUUUUUUUAAUGCAAAAUGAUUGUCAUUGUUUUUAAUGAGUUUUUCCACUUAUUAGUAGCUGUGUUAAGCAAUGAUGGCUGCAGGGACCACAAAACAACUUUAAUACAGCAGUAAAACAGAAGGUUAUGCAUACUACAAAAAAAAGGUCCUAUAUCCUAUAUAUAGUAUUUUAUCUACAUAAACAGAAACUCGUUUUCAACAUUUGUGCUAAAAAGUGUUACAUUUUCUGGUGAAAUAGAUUACAAGGAUUUAAAGAAAAGUCAAUAGCGAAUGUUAAUUUGUAAUUGUUAUUGAUGACUAGACUAGGUACAGAAAUAGCAAAUAGAUUACCAAGUUGGAAUGGGUGGGGCCAACAUGCUGUAGACUGAAUGGGUGGAGGCUGACCAACUGUAAAUGGUGAGUAUAUUUAAACAAAUCUUCGGUUGGAAAGAUAAACAGGCAGUUUAGUUUCUAGAAAUCAGUUGUAUGGACUGUGGUAAGAGUGUUGAAACUUGAAUUAUAUUGUCCUCUUUUACAUUAAGUGAUUUUCAGUUUGUUGUAUAGGGCCACUUCAGUUACACACUAAAACAUUUUAAAACUUCUUUAGAAAACAUGCACUUUGUUAUGUGGUGGGUUAAGCUCAUUAAAUAGUGUAAAUACAAAACAAGGUUACACAAAAACCUGCAUAGUACUGAUUGAAAUGGGGUUGUUGUAGUAGAGAAACACAACAGAUUCUGUUCACACUUAACCGUCCCUGCAGCCAUCCAUAUGUGUACACAAGAGGGUGUCUGUGUUUUUUAUUUUUUAUUACCAUUAAUUUAUGGAUGCAAUGUUUAAGUUGGAUUCUUUGAUUCACACUGUCAUGUGUUGUACUUCCAUCCAAUACGGAGCUUUAAUGGUGUUCACCUCAAUAUCGGGCUGCUUUCUUUGCAGUCUUAAGUGUUACAGCGCAGAUGAUCAGGACUUUUUUUCCCUUAGUGUACUUUGCUAUGCUCUAGCAGGAUUAACUGGGAUUGUGUUACAGAGUGGAAAUCACUGCAUUUCUCUCACUUCAGCCUGUGAUUCUGUCUGGUGCAGUAUAUGGAAAAAUUACAAUAAAAGUAUUAAGAAUUUGUUA
Messenger RNA from Silurus meridionalis, 2761 nucleotides. It is a transcript of the gene st3gal3a, whose product is annotated as ST3 beta-galactoside alpha-2,3-sialyltransferase 3a. NCBI's taxonomy places the organism in Eukaryota, Metazoa, Chordata, Actinopteri, Siluriformes, Siluridae. Gene Ontology annotation, molecular function: sialyltransferase activity. Bases 214 to 1350 code for a protein of 378 amino acids. The transcript has 13 exons. The record is from RefSeq and is a predicted model, not a curated record.